Messenger RNA from Diutina rugosa, 2139 nucleotides. RefSeq names its product mRNA-binding ribosome biosynthesis protein (gene NOP4). Gene Ontology annotation, molecular function: RNA binding. Bases 1 to 2139 code for a protein of 712 amino acids. Lineage: Eukaryota; Fungi; Ascomycota; Pichiomycetes; Serinales; Debaryomycetaceae. The transcript has a single exon. The record is from RefSeq and is a predicted model, not a curated record.
AUGGCCGAAUCAUCCACGAACAAGGACGAUGGCCUCGAUCGCAAGACUCUCUUUGUGCGGCUGAUCCCGUUUGAAGCUACUUCUGAUGAUUUGCAGGAGUACUUCUCCCAAUUCUGUCCCGUGAAGCACGCAGUGGUCGUCAAUGACGAGAACAAGAAACUGAGAGGUUUCGGGUUUGUGUCGUUCGUUGCUGAAGACGAUACGUUGACGGCGCUUGUGGAAGCCAAGAAGACCAAGUUCCAGGACCGGUUCUUGCGGGUGGACAUCGCUAAGCGUCGUGAUCGUAAACGGGGAGAAGGCGAAGAACCUAAGCCUAAGGCGGCUCCGGUGGAAAAGAGAAAGGCGAGACUCAUUGUGAGAAACUUACCGUGGUCGUGUAAGGACGGCUCUAUUUUGAAGAAGAUAUUCUCCAAGUAUGGGGCGGUGGCCGAUGCCUAUAUCCCGAGAAAGAGUGGUGGUCAAAUGUGUGGUUUCGGGUUUGUGGUGAUGAAGAAACAGGCCGCGGCUAACAAGGCAGUCAAGGAAAGCAAGGGGCUUAAAAUUGACGGUCGUGAAGUCGCCGUUGACAUCGCCUUGGAGAAGUCUAAAUGGGAAUCUCGUACCGAAGAAGAAAUCGCCGCUGAUGAAGCUGAAGUCAAUGAAGACGAUGAGGACGAUGAGGACAAGGAUGAUGAAGAUGAAGACAUGGAAGAUGCUGAAGAUAAAGCCAACUCUGAUGAUGACGAUGACGAUGAAGACGAUGAUGAUGCAUCUGACUCGGAAUUCGAUGACCUUAACAAAGUCGACCCCAACGCCGAAGAAGAAGAACUUAAACUUGAUGAUGAUGAUGACGAAGAAGAGGAAGAACCUGCUCCUCGUAAAAAGGCUAACCGUCAAGAACCGUUCACUAUUUUCGUGCGGAAUAUCCCUUAUGAUGCUGAUGAAGACACACUUAAAGAGCACUUUGAACGGUUCGGUGCCGUCAAAUACGCUUUACCUGUAAGAGACCGAGUUACUGGUUUCGCUAAGGGGCUGGCGUUCGUGGCGUUUGUCCAUAAGAACGCCUACGAGAAGUGUCUUGACGAUGCCCCCUCGCAAGCGCUGACCUCUGUCUUAAUCCCCGACGACGUGCUGAGCGACUACGUGUACCAGGGCCGCAUUCUUCUGAUCACGCUGGCAGUGGACCGCAGUCUGGCUCUGAGGCUUGAAGAACGUAAUAGUCAGCGUCGACAAAUGGAGAUGGGCAAGGCGCCCAAGGAGAAGGAUAAGCGGAACUUGUUUUUGCUUAACGAAGGGCGGAUCACAGCCAACUCGGCGCUUGCCAAAGUGAUCACUGCCGGUGACUUGGCGAUCAGAGAACAGCUGUAUAAGCUGAGAGUGCAACAACUCAAUAAGAACCCGUCGCUCCACAUGUCGUUGACUCGUCUUGCCAUCCGUAACUUACCGCGACAGAUGAACCUGAAGGGGCUUAAGGCGUUAGGGAGAAAAGCCGUGGUGCAGUUUGCCACUGAAGUUAAACAAGAGCUUAGACAGCCGCUUAAUAAGGAAGAAGUCAACCGGUCAGUUAAACACAGAUACGGUGAGAACGGUGAUAAAGAGAAGGAAAAGGAAGCGGCUGAAGCUGAAGAAAAGGAUAAGAAGCGUAAGACUAAGAAUACCGGGGUGGUGAAGCAAGCCAAGGUGAUUAUGGAAGUUAAGGGCACCGGUGAACACGGUAGACUGAGAGGGUACGGUUUCGUUGAAUUCAGAGACCACAAAGCAGCGCUUAUGGGGCUCAGAUGGCUCAAUGCACAUGAAGUCACCAAAGACGAAAUCUUAGCUGGUUACGAUGAAGAAGAACGUAAAGACAUCCAAAUCGACGGCAAGUCGCGUCGCUUGAUUGUUGAGUUUGCCAUUGAAAACUCGCAAGUGAUCAAAAAGCGUCACGAGCGGUACCAGGCUCUGAGAGACCCUGAACGUAAACGUCGCCGUGAGGAGAAGCAGGAGGAAGAACAACUGCGGAAGAGACUGAAGCAGGAUAAGCGUAAAGGCGGUAAGAAGGGUAACAUGAACAAGGGGCCCAAACCGGCUAAAACCACUGAAAAGCCGGAGAAGGACCAGGCGCCCGACCACGUGAAGCGGAUCAUCGCUCAAAAGCGUCGCCAACGCAAGAAUAAGUAG